GCUUCAUCACUAGUUGUGAGUGUUAUUUCCAAAAAUGCAGUAGUUUACUUAAUAAAUCUAAGAUAAAGCAGUGUUUGUUGUCAUAUUAAUCUUUACAAGCAGACGUCAUGGAAACAGAAAGCAAUAAACAGAAAAUUGAAUUGGGGGAUUUGAAGAAAUGUGGCGAAAUUACUACACUUUUGUCAGUGGGCAAAAAAGAAUUUUUUCUCAAUUGUGGCUUCUGUGACUACACUUUUCUUCGUUUAGAAAAUUUCAUUAGCCACAUGUGUGAAGAUCAUAUGUUUCAUUUCAUUGGACCAAAAAAAGAAAAAACUGAUUUGCCUUUGGAUUUAAACGAAGAAAAUGAAGAUGCAGAUUUUAAUAUGCAGUCGUCAUAUACGGUUGAGGAAAUCGAUGAUAGUGCUUCUAAUUUACGAGACUUCGAGAGAGUUGAAAUAGAGUUGGAUGACACCAAAAUGAGUGACUCGAUGGAUGUAAAGGAUUUAUUUGGGGAUAGAUUUAUGAGCGAAGAGAGUGAAGAAAGCUCAGAUGAUGAUGACUUGGAAAACUCCGAUGAUGCUGAAAUGCCCGAGAAAGUUCUCAACCCCAACGAUGACGCGGAAAUCGCUGAUAGCUUAAAGGCAUUAGAUGUUGAGAACAAGUUUGAUAAAAAGAUGGUACUUCGAAUAUUUAAAAGUUUUGAAAAACGACCAGCACUUUGGGAUGUAGAUGUUACAUUAACUAAACAUUCUAGAGAGAAAGAAAUAAAGAGUAUUGCUAUGGAAGUAGGCACUCCAGCUGAAUGGGAUAGCGUUCGUAAAUUACUUGGAAAAUUAAGUUCCAGGCUUCGAACAGAAAUGGUACGAAAAAAGAUUUACGAGUCAAAAGGCAAAGCAUACACCCCUAUUUGGUAUUCAGACCUAAAUACGUUUCUAAAACCGAGGAGACCAAGCGGCCGGGAUAAACCGACACCGAAACCAACACCUGCAGCCGUUACAAAUAUAUUCAGACCUCCAAAAACGACUCUAACCGAAGAACAAGUUAUAAUACUAGCUGCAGUUUACAAGGGAUUUCCAAGUCUUUGGGAUGAAACAGACAUAACGUACAGAUUCAGUAAUAGACGUAGAGAUGCAACAAACUCUAUACACGUAGAAUUUAAUAAAAGAACCGGUCUAAAUCUAACGCAAGAGGAUGUAGCAAGUGAGAUAUCUAAAAUUCGAAAAAUAUGUUCAUAUGAAAAGAAACAACAAAUUAUAUGCAAACGACAAAAUAAGCCCUACCAACCAAUAUGCAAAUAUUUUGAACACAUUGCAUACCUUGAAGCCGAUGUUAAACCCUAUGAAUGCCCAGUGUGUGGACUAUUAUUGGCUGGGUCAGUACAACACAAGAUCCAUGUAGCAGCUCAUGAUGGUUCACAACCUUUUAAAUGCCAUGUCUGUGAACAUGGUUUCAAUCUCCUGACCAAUUUAACUGUGCAUUUACGAAGACAUGCUCAAGACUACAUGUAUACUUGUGAAGUGUGCAACAAGCAACUUGCAACAACUACAGAUUUAAAGUCCCAUAUGCGCUACCAUACCGGUGAAAAACCUUUUGUUUGUGAUAUUUGUGGCAAAGACUAUCGCUCCAUGUCUCAUUUAAAAACGCAUAGGGAUCUUCACGACAAAAAACUCCUUUACCAGUGCGAAGUUUGUUCAAAGGCAUUCUUUAGAAAAGCGUUGGUUAAAGAACAUAUGAAUAAUGUUCACAUAAAAAAUCGGGACAAGAUAUGCAAAAUAUGUAACAAAGGAUUUACCAGUUCUAAGCAUCUACGCCAACACAUUCAGAUCCACGCCGAAGAAAAAAAAUAUUCAUGUAAAAUUUGUGGUAAACGUUUUGCACAAUAUGCUGGGCUUAGUGGACAUGUUAAGUCACAUGGUACAACAUUACCGGAGAUAAGUUCCAAAAGCGUUACCACGGCAGCCGAGGAUUCUACGUAACCGAAAUGUUCUAGACUUGUCUCUGGGAUAGAAUUGUCACCCCAGCAGCAUUCCUGAAAACUCUUGAGGAAAUUUUUAGGCUGUUAGGCUGCAACAACAGCGUUAAUUUAGUUAAAGAAUUGGUUAAUGUAAAUAAAUGCUUGUUUGUAUACAUUUAUUUUCUAUUAAAAGUGAAUAAAUUCUAAGU
Molecule: messenger RNA, 2142 nt
Organism: Rhagoletis zephyria (snowberry fruit fly)
Lineage: Eukaryota; Metazoa; Arthropoda; Insecta; Diptera; Tephritidae
Product: zinc finger protein 829-like
Biological process (GO): regulation of DNA-templated transcription
Molecular function (GO): RNA polymerase II cis-regulatory region sequence-specific DNA binding; DNA-binding transcription factor activity, RNA polymerase II-specific
Source: RefSeq, a predicted model, not a curated record